UGUAUUCCUUAUGCAGGACGAGCUUCAGUGAAUGCUAUAUCACCAGUAUAAGAGAAAGGGUUACCAGACUGUUGUGUAUUUGACAGUGCUGAGUUCUUUUCAGGUUCCUCAGCAUCUGCUCCAGUUCCUGACCAGACUUUGUGCAUUAAUUCAGUACUUCUACAUGGUUGUUUGGCAAGACAAGUAUAGAGAAGCAGAGGUGGUAUAAAGCAGAGACAGACUGGGAUCACGCCCAGGUUCCAGGGAGAAGUCACUAGAUAUUCACCAUGGAGAAAAGGUCCUUGAAGGAGAUACAGUCUCUGAAGGAGAGGAUGGGGGCACAGCUGAAAGAACUAAACCUGAACCCUAAAACACUGAAAAACUCGAAAAAAGCGGUGAAGGGAUUCACAGACUUUAUACAGAACAAGGAGAUGGAGGAGACAGACAACAGCUACGAUAAUAAAGAGAUGUUGUUGGCGCUAGAGAAGGAGUACAUUGACGCAGCAAAAAUAAAUGAUGUACAGACCAUGAAGCUUCUGGGGAAGGCGGUCAAUGUCGACGCAAAGAACUUGCAUGAUCGCACUGCCCUGCACUAUGCAGUAGCUGGGAAAAACAUAGAGGCCGUCCAAGUACUUCUACAGCGCAGAGCAAAUCUCAAUCAAGCGGACAAGCAUGGAGUGACAGCCAUCCACCUGGCUGCCUGGUUUGGGAGUGUAGCCAUCCUGAAGUUGCUUGUGCAGGGUGGUGCUGACCCAAGUGUUCAGAAUGCGGUGGGACUGAACAUCAUGCACUGUGCUGCCAUCAACAACCACACCGACAUUGUGACGUUCAUUAUCUACGACUUGAUGAUGAAAGAACUGGACAAAGAGGACCUGUCUGGACACAGGGUGUUUGCGUUGGCAGCAGAGCAUGGCUCUGUUGAGAUGCUGCAGAUGUUGAUGGAGGAGGCAUACAAUAUGGCCACCAUGGAGGAAGACCAGAAUGGGGACACACCUCUGCACUUGGCUGCCAGCAAUGGCCAUUUGGAUGCCGUCCAGCUACUGUUGAAGAGCUUUGAUACUCGUGAUGAAGUCAAUAAGCUUGGGGAGACGGCUCUGUACCUGGCUGCUGACGCUGCCCAUGAGGACUGUGUCCAGGCUCUGUUGGAGGCAGGCUGUGACCCAAACAUUGUCACCAUGGGCCAAAGCAGUGCUCUACACCCUGUCUCAGAGAAGGGUCACACGUCGUUGGUGAAACUCCUCAUAGAGAACACGGCCCAGAUGGACUUACAAAACCAGCACCUCCAGGCUCCUCUCUACCUGGCAGUGAAGAACUGUCACAUCCCUGUCAUCCACACACUGCUGGAGGCUGGCUGCAACAUCAACAUCACUGAUCAUAGGUCCCAGACUGUCCUGCAUGUAGCAGCAGAGCUGGCCAGAGUGGACAUUGUUGACAUGCUUCUGAAAGCUGGGAUGGACCUGACCCUCCAGGACAAGCAGGGUAAGACAGCACUGGCUGUGGCAGCCCGAGCAGACGAAGUCAUCAUCGUGGACAUGAUCAUCAAGGCAGAGAGAUAUUUCACAUGGAGGAGGGCCAACACUGAGCUUAAUGAGAAUCUUCACAGCCAGUCUCCGCUGACGUUUAAAUUAGACCACCGCGCAGAGAGCAAACAUGUCCGCGGUACGGCCUGGCACCUGGCCUACCGCCUGCUGGAGCCGGGUGACUGGAAGAGGCUGGCGCUGCACUGGCACUUCACCGAGCAGCAGGUGGCUGCCAUCGAGGAGCAGUGGACAGGGAAGCGGAGCUACCAGGACCAUGGGAACAGGAUGCUGUUGAUCUGGCUCCAUGGGUCAGAGCUGGCCCAGUUGAAUCCUGCUAAAGAGCUGUACCAGGGCCUGCUUGCCAUAGACAACAAGACCGUAGCAGAUAAAAUACGAAUGGACACAGAGGACGGAGACAUGAAGAAAUGCAUCCUUUCAUAAAGGGUGGUGAACGUGUCAACAUCUACAGACAGACAUACGCUCAGUCAACCAGAUUCUAUAUUUCCCCAAAUGAGAGCAUUUGUGUGGUUCUUUUUCAAUGGAUCCAUAGCAGUACACAUUUCCAUGUACCGUCGGACGUUUCCAUCCACUUAGGUUGGAGUCAUUCAAACUCGUUUUUCAACCACUCUACAAAUUUCUUGUUAACAAACUAUAGUUUUGGCAAGUCAGUUAGGACAUCUACUUUGUGCCUGACACAAGUCAUUUUUUGACAAAAGUAAUUGUUUACAGACAGAUUAUUUCACUGUAUCACAAUUCCGCUGGGUCAGAAGUUUACAUACACUAAGUUGACUGUGCCUUUAAACAGCUUGGAAAAUUCCAGAAAAUGUCAUGGCUUUAGAAGCUUCUGAUGGGCUAAUUGACAUCAUUUGAGUCAAUUGGAGGUGUAUCUGAGGAUGUGUUUCAAGGCCUGCCUUCAAACUCAGUGCCUCUUUUCUUGACAACAUGGGAAAAUCCCAAGAUCUCAGAAAAAAAAUUUUAGACCUCAACAAGUCUGGUUCAUCCUUGGGAGCAAUUUUGAAAUGCCUGAAGGUGCCACGUUCAUCUGUACCAAUAAUAGUACACAAGUAUAAACACUAUGGGACCACACAGCCGUCAUACCGCUUUGGAAGGAGAUGCGUUCUGUCUCCUAGAGAUGAGGUUACUUUGGUGCGAAAAGUGCAAAUCAAUCCCAGAACAACAGCAAAGGACUUUGUGAAGAUGCUGGAGGAAACAGGUACAAAAGUAUCUAUAUCUACAGAAAAACGAGUCCUAUAUCGACAUAACCUGAAAGGCCGCUCAGCAAGGAAGAAGCCACUGCUCCAAAACCGCCAUAAAAAAGCCAGACUAUGGUUUGCAAUCGCACAUGGCAAGCAUACUUCCAAAGUUGUGGCAAAAUGGCUUAAGGACAACAAAGUCAAGGUAUUGGAGUGGCCAUCACAAAGCCCUGACCUCAAUCCUAUAGACAAUUUGUGGGCAGAACUGAAAAAGUGUAGGCGAGCAAGGACGCCUACAAACUUGACUCAGUUACACCAGCUCUGCCAGGAGGAAUGGGACAAAAUUCACAGUGGGAGCGUGUGGAAGGCUACAUGAAAUGUUUGACCCUAGUUAAACAAUUUAAAGGCCAUGUUACCAAAUUCUACUUGAGUAUGUACACUUCUGACCCACUGGGAAUGUGAUGAAAGAAAUAAAAGCUGAAAUAAAUCACUCUUUACUGUUAUUCUGACAUUUCACAUUCUUACAAUAAAGUGGCGAUCAUAACUGACCUAAGACAGGGAAUUUCUACUAGGGUUAAAUGUC
This is a messenger RNA of Oncorhynchus masou masou (cherry salmon), 3275 nucleotides long. Its product is annotated as ankyrin repeat and death domain-containing protein 1B-like. Gene Ontology annotation, cellular component: nucleus; ciliary inversin compartment; cytoplasm. Gene Ontology annotation, molecular function: protein binding. The transcript has 15 exons. Bases 267 to 1940 code for a protein of 557 amino acids. The record is from RefSeq and is a predicted model, not a curated record. Gene Ontology annotation, biological process: signal transduction; protein localization to ciliary inversin compartment. Lineage: Eukaryota; Metazoa; Chordata; Actinopteri; Salmoniformes; Salmonidae.